This is a messenger RNA of Aspergillus ochraceoroseus IBT 24754, 1288 nucleotides long. RefSeq lists its product as uncharacterized. Bases 93 to 1220 code for a protein of 375 amino acids. The record is from RefSeq and is a predicted model, not a curated record. The transcript is spliced from 3 exons. Lineage: Eukaryota; Fungi; Ascomycota; Eurotiomycetes; Eurotiales; Aspergillaceae.
UCAAGCCCUUAUUAUAACCACCGCCUCCACCGGAGAUUGACAGAUUGACUUGAUUUCAUUCUCAUCGGUCACUAUCUCUUAACCACCCCCAUAUGCCAUCCUCCAGGCAUCGCUACCGACAACGGGAGCGACAUCCUCCGCCGUUGUUCUGGGACAACCUGACCAAGCUGUACCUGACCAAGGGCGCCCUGCGAGAAUCCAACCGCAGAAACCAGCACAAAUUCCGAUCCCCCCGCCAGCGCGCCCUGGCUAUCAGUUACAUCUCGGCGCCGGUGUUUCUGCGCGACUGCUCGGCGGCUUGUCUGCAGGGGGUUCGACAGCUUUCCCGCCGCGGGGGGCCGGACCUGUCUGAUAUCCGCGGCCAUCUCCCCCCGCCCCAUUUCUACCAGUACUCUCUCUAUCCCACCAAGUACGACUCGCAGCCAUCCACGCCGCCAGCGACCACCCCAAGCUCCUCCUCCUCCUCCUCCUCCUCCUCCACAGCCGUCUACGACGUGCACUUCCAAGACCACCUCGUCCGCCACGGCAUCUACCCGCCGCCCUCGCCAUCCGCGUCCAGCGACCCGGACGGCACGGCGGCGGCGACGGCAACGCCCGCUCGACGACCCGCGAACUGGGCCGAACUCCAGCACCGCCUGCACAUCCCCUUGCCCGCAGACUCCUCGCUGGACCAGGCGUACACGCGGUUCCGCAGACUCUCCGCGGCCGCGUAUCCCAAGCACCUACCGCUCCAGCACCUCCUCUCCAUUCUCGAGGGAACGCCGCAGCCGCGGGCCCUGGCCUCUUCUGGUGGUGGCAGCGGCAGGGUAUUCACCAACCUCGCCCCCCUCACGGACGGCACGCUGCCCCCCGCCCGGCCGGAUUUCUACCACGCAUCCCCGGGCGGGUUCGCCACGGCGGCGGCGGGUGGCGGUGAUGGCGACGGCAGGGCGUACACGUUUGCGGUGACGUACCGCGCGGGCCAGCUGCGGGUCUAUUGUGUUCAUGUGCAGUCGCGGCCAGGGCAAGGCGCCCAGCAGUCCGACUACGUGGUUACGUUGGUUGGGGAGUGGGCGUUGGAUGGGCAAGCGGCGGGGGGGGAUGCGCGGAGCUGCUUCCGGGCGGGCGUGGCGGCUUAUCGAAACGCGCGCGAGCUGGCGAGGGAGUACCGGGAGGGGAUUCUGGGGUUGGCGAAUGAGCGGUAUGCGCGGCUGGUGGAAGCUGAAUUUCCAAUUAUGUAGUAUGUAUGUAUAGUUACUCUCCGUGUUCUGUUCUGUUCUGUUCUGUUCUGUUAUGAAUCCGUCUUGUA